GGAACUGCCCGUUUACGUUGUGUAUUACGGUAGAACAUGGACGCCAGCUUAAACAUCACUGAGAGCUUUUUGCUGUAGCCCAGCUUGUUUAAGGUCUGUGUUCAUCAUGAUCACUCCUGCUUUUGACCUGAGCCAGGAUCCUGACUAUCUGACCAUCUGCAUAAGAGUGCCUUACACCAGAACCUCAGAGUUUGACCUGUUCAUUGAUGGGACAGAUUUCAAGUUCUACGCAAAGCCCUACUUCCUUAGAUUAAGUCUUCCUGGAAGAAUUGUAGAAGAUGGGAGGGAACAAGCUUCAUUCGACAUUGAUAAAGGAGUUUUCACACUCAAGGUCCCAAAGGAAAUACCGGGGGAGUCCUUCGAAGGGCUUCACUUGCUCACCAGUCUCCUCGCACCAAAAGGCUCGCGAUCAGCGAAACCGUUGGUGGAGGAUGUGAGCGGAGAAGGCAGUGAAACGGCGGCAGACGGCGAGGAAGAGGAGGAGGAGGAGUUUGACUGGCAGCUGGAGCAGCAGGUUUACACAGAUCGAUCCGAAGAGGAGCUGGGCGCCCUGCACAAGUACGGCUUCGGCAAUCAAAGGUCCGGAGUGUUUUCCCGACUGCAGGAGGAGCUCGGCGACGUGAUCGACCUCAAGGACCCGGAGGGAACGUCGGCGUCCGGUCGGCGCCGGGCCCGGCUGGAGGCUGAGGCGUCCGCCUUCUCCUCUGACCAUUACUUAGCCGAUCUGUUUGAAGACGACGAGAUAAACCGCCUGCUGACGUUCACACCGUGGUGGUCAAAGCUGAGCGCGUCUGCGGAGCAGGAGGGCGGAGCUGCUGUGUCAUUCAGUGAGGAAGAGAAAGAGCAGCUGAGGAAAUUCGCCAACCGCUCCUACCUGCUGGACAAGACGUCUCGUUACCAAGCGUGGCUCGGCCUUGUCGACAUCCUGCUGGCCUACUCCUAUGAUGUGCGCUCUACAGAGGGGGAACACAACGUAGAGUCACCAUGGACUGUCAGAAAACUCAGCGGGACUCUGUGCUGGCUAGAGACCUACAGCUGCUUGCUUGAUGUCCUGGUGUCCUUCGGACGGAGGGUCUUGUGCUACCCACUCUACAGGCACUUCGCUUUGGUGACCUCGGCUGUUUGUGACACGGUUAAGAUCCUUCAAUCAGGGAGAGGCUGCGUCCUCAGAUGCCUGCUGCACAUCCACAAAGUCUUCAGAGAGAACGAGCCGGCCUACAUACUGAACGACCUGUACGUUACAGACUACUGCAUCUGGAUCCAGAGGGUCAAGUCCAAGAAGGUGAUGGAGCUGGCCACCAUGCUGCAGCACGCCUCGCUUCAGAAGAAGGAUUUGGAGCUGGAGCUUGAAGAACUUGAGAGCGCAGCGAGAUUGGUGGUGGAGGAAGAGCGGCAAGCCUCCAGUGACAGUGACAGCAGCAGCAGCAGCAGCAGCAGCGCUUCCAGUGACAGCAGCAGCAGCAGCAGCGACUCAUCCAGCGAGAGCGAGGAGUCUGAAGCCGAAGCACGAGGCGGCACCGAAUCCAAGCAGGGAGGAGAAGGAGGAGAGACGUGUAAAGACAACCCCUCCCAGCCUCAGCCCACCUCCUCUGCCUCUCCCAUCCCCCACACAUCCUCAAGUGCGCUUUUCCCAUCGGCAAACAGGAAAGCGGACGCCCCUCUCUCAGCCUCACAGGGCUGCAGACAGCUGAUCCAAGAGCUGGGGGAACAGAUGACAGAGGAGCUCAGGAUCUCUGCAGACUCCAGCUCUGAAGCAGCAGAGGCAAAGGAACCAUCUGCAAAGAGCAGCAGCAGCAGCGGUGGGACUUUGUUAGAGCCGAGUCCUCCCAAAAAGCCUCUGCUCGUCGUUCAGACGCACUAAGAUUCAUUAGCUAGACCCAAAGUGAAGUGGAACUUCAAGUCUUUGGUGAUGAAUUUUGUAUCUUCCUUAUAAACAGUAUUUUUAUUCAUUUGUUCUUAUUUUUUGGAUUUUUUUUGUUAUGCAUACUUAUGAUUUAAUGCAGUAAUGAUAUGAUAUUCUAACUUAACUUGUAUCUCAGACUAUAUUUGCUUAGAACUAAAGGUGCAACUAUGACUUAUUUCAAAUACACAUUAUUGUUUGCAACAGCGCCGGCAUUGUUUGCAAAUGAUGUUUACAAAUGAUGUGUUUGCAACGUUUUGUCCUGCUUAUACUGAAUUUAGCUGAAUUUUAGCUGAUUUGGACCACCAUUAGCUCAAUAAAAAGUGAUAAGUGGAAGUGAAAAAUGAGACUUGGUGAUGAAUUUCGGACUGUUCCAGUUAAAGAUCCACAAAUUAAUUGGUUUGUUUAUGUUGUUCGAUUUUCUUUCUAUGUAGUAAUUCAGCUGAAUGUAAUAUAUAAUAUCCUGUAAAACCUGUUGGAAAUUCAUAAUUCCUUUUGAUAUUGUUGCUUAUGAAAUGCAUAAAUGUCCGGCUUUAUUUGGUCAAAGAUGCACUGA
Molecule: messenger RNA, 2456 nt
Organism: Fundulus heteroclitus (mummichog)
Lineage: Eukaryota; Metazoa; Chordata; Actinopteri; Cyprinodontiformes; Fundulidae
Gene: shq1
Product: SHQ1, H/ACA ribonucleoprotein assembly factor
Exons: 12
Coding region: 107-1861 (584 amino acids)
Biological process (GO): box H/ACA snoRNP assembly
Cellular component (GO): nucleoplasm; cytoplasm
Source: RefSeq, a predicted model, not a curated record